UUGCGGAGGCGGGGCUCUUCCUGCCGGGCGGGACCGCCUCCCGCCACGCCGGGCGCCGCCAUGGCGGACUGGGGGCGAGGACAGAAUGCGGUUGCCAUGGAGGAUAUGCUGGACGUGGAAAACAAGCGCAUGGCAGAGAGCCUGGCCAGCAAAGUCACCAGGCUGAAGUCGCUGGCUCUGGAUAUUGAUAAAGAUGCAGAUGAACAAAACCGAUACCUGGAUGGCAUGGAUUCAGAUUUUAUGAGUGUGACAGGCCUGCUGACUGGCAGUGUGAAGCGUUUCACCACCAUGACACGGUCCGGGAGGGAGAACCGCAAGUUACUCUGCUUUGUUUCUAUAGGACUGAUUGUUGUUUUCUUCAUCCUCUACUAUCUUGUGUCCAAAGUGGGGACUUGAUCUUGGUUCUUGUGCAGCAGUUUCACUGAACUAAAAUUACGUGAUUGACAGACUUGUUCAGAGCCUUUCUAGGUCUGCCAUGCUUUGGGAUCUUUGGGACUUCCCAACAGACAUUCCAAAUAACUUUUCACCAGUGUUUUGCCAAUGUUCUCGAAGAUAAAAUGAGUAUUCUAAUGACAGCACAGUCACCAGCUCCAGAUGAGGUCCCCAUGCCCACACAGUGGCAGUUGUGGGUCACAGAAUGAUCCAAAGCACAGGCAUCUGCCCUCAAAACCUCCAGCCCCAUAUGUUUCUGCACCAGCUCCUUGAGCUGGGCCAGUGCCUGCGCCAGCCCCCCUCUCCAUCCACCUAGUGCAGUACACCCCGAGUUCAAUACACCUUAACACCUCCAUCAUUAGCAUCACCUUCUCUAUGUCCACCGAGAACUUGGCCAACAGUUCAUGACUGGUUCCAAGCAAUGGCUGAGACACGUGUUCUUCCACCUGUACUUUAUGCUGCAGCUUCUGAGGGUGUCUCCAUCCUUGGGGGGCUGUCCCUGUGUCACCCAUGUGGUGGCAGUGGCCAACAGCUCCAGGAGGGCCUUCUGGCAGUCAGUGAGGGCAUCCUACAGCAGCAUGGUACGGACCCUUUCCCACUUGUGCAGCCACUUUCUGGUGCAGUCCCGUAAGCUGUCCACCAGGAACGUGGCAUGCUCGUGGAGCUCGCUGCAGAGGAAGAAAUGGCACAGCAGGCAGACAAACAGGCAGUUGUCACUGUCACAUGGUAAUGCCAUGUCACUGUCACGAUGAGGGUCCUACAGGCACAGUUACAGUACAGUAACAGUCUGGUGGCAGUGCGGUGAAUGCCAAACACCACCAGGUACACCGGGUGACAGUUGGCCAUAGCGCCUCCGGGAGAAUUCCUCGAUCAACAGCCCUGCAAACUCCACCUCCGAGUCUUUAUCCAGCACCACGACUAACAAGCAGCCUUUGGAGCACCCAGUGAACAGCUCCAUCUGAGCAGCCAUGUUCCACAGCACCUACAGAUCCUGCAGUGCACGGAUACAGUGUGGCUGCACCUCCACCUGCUUGUCAUACAGGGUCCACCCCAAGUACUUGAGCUGUCCAUCGGUGAGGAAUGAUGCUGGGAAGUGCUGCAUUCACGUCCUCAACUCCUCCAUGAGGCCACCGAGCAGUAAACCACUGUACAGGACACUGCACCACAGGGCCACUGCCAUACACAGCAUCAGGGCUGUAUCUGCAGGGACAGCAGGUACUUGGACAAGUGCUCCUGGAAGAGCUCCGUCAGCCACUGGAUGAUAGCGGUGUUGUCCACCUCCCACAGCAUCACUCUGUCACCAUCCCUUGGCAGCUGCAGGAGUGGAUGAUGAAGGUGAGCAGCUGCAGGAACACGGUGGUGUGGUUGUGCUUGUAGCCCUCCAGCCACUCAUCAGCCACCAUCUGGACAGCCGCCUGCCCUGCAGUGACCACUUCAUUCUAACUGGAUUUCCACAUAUCACAUGGUUUUGAUGUUCAUGCCUUUAUUUCUUGCAGCCAAUUCUUAAGGGAUACUUUUGUCUUAUCUCCAUUACUGAUAAUUGCCAAAUCUGACAAAUCCAGACAUUUGUCAAUACAAGUUUAAUAAAUCAGAGCUUUGGAAGCUGCAAAGUUUAGGGUGAUGAUUUAUAAACUUUGGAAUUAUGAACGUGCAACUUAGUCCAGUGCGGCCACUAAGCUCUUAGACAUAAGGAAAAACUUCUUUCAGAGUGGUGAGGCACUGGAAUGGCUGCCCAGGGAGGUGGUGAAGCUGCUGACCCUGGCAGCAUUCAAGAGGUGUCUGGAUGAGGAGCUACGAGAUCUGGUUUAGUGCUUGUGGUAGCAAUGGUAAUGGGAAGACAGUUGGACUAGGUGAUCUUGUAGGUCCUUUCCAACCUUGUGAUUGUAUGAUUUUUGUGCUUGGUCUCUGUUUCCUGUUGACUUGGAGACCUGUUAAUAUCCUUGGUGUCAGUGUUGAAAUGAAAUCUGUAGUUUUGAAAUGAAGUUAGCAUUAGGUACUAACCCCGAUACUUUCCGGUGGUUUCAGCGAAGAGUUGCUGAGGAGCACAACGUUGAUUGCUCGCUUGGUCUUCAUCAUCCAUCUAGGUAAAGCUUUGAAUGGACCCAACAGGAAGGCUGAGUCAGAGUCCACAAGCUGCCUUGAUUUGCACACGUAUAGAGCAAAAGAUUUUAAGAGGACAGAUGAGAAAGCUAAUUACAGCCUUGUUACAGUAAAUUUCAGGUAUUAGAGCACCCUGCUAUUAAAGCACUUUGAAAGGUGCGGCUGAGGUCCAGUAAAACUUCUAAACCAUGCUGGUGGGGUGAUGCUGGAGAGGUCGAGGAAAGAUUCAAUCCAAAGGUUAAGGGAUUUAUUUAUUAAUAUAGGAGGCAACCUAAGAAACAAUUAACUUGCUUUGCAGAGCCCUGUCUGCAGUGCUGGUGUCAGGCAUGUGGCAAAGCACACCCCAACCAGUUCGGUUUACAAAACAAGUGUUCCCCACAAACGUGCAAUGCAGUGUGGUAGCUGGAAAAUAAAAGUUCCUUUCCCUUCUCUGUCUUUGCAUUGGGCUAAUCAGCAUCUCACUUGCGUUACACCCUAGCUGUGAUCUUCCAUAGCUAAAUUAUUCAAGACUGCCUCUAAUUCCAGUAAGAGAUUUAUAACUUUAAAAACACUAUGCCUGUCUGGGGAAAGACCAGAAACAAAAAGCUCUUUCUCACACGAGACAAACCUCCACUGCAGAAGCCUCCUGCUCUGACUCUACAAAGCAGCUGCACAAAAGCACUGUUUUAUCUCAUCUGUUUUCUGUACCAAAUACUUGCACAUUCUGGUUUUCCCUGCUCCAAGUCUCUGCUUAUUUGGCUUUCUUGUCCUCCAGUAACCUCUGCAGAACUGACACGUUCCCCCUCCUGUUUCAGUCUUCCUCCUCUCUAAUGAGCCUAUAUUCAUCAAUGGCUGCAAGUUUCCUUUGGCUUUGGACUAAUCCAGGUCCAGACAGAAAUAGACAGUGUUGACCUUUGUUGUGCUAUGUCAAAACACUAAAUCCUACUGUAGCUGGAUUAGGUGUCUUUUUUUCCAAGUCUGAGAAAGGAUGUGCAGGGAAGGCAGGUAGAAAAGGAGGCAGCAGUGACUUCAUUUGGUUCUUACUACUGCUUCCUUUAAACGUGGCAGCUCCCAACUCUUGUCCAUUUUGAAGCUGAUGACUUAUGAUGAAGUGCCACCAGAACGGUCUGAUCUUCACAAUGGUUGCAGUUUCAAUUUGCUUUAGCAGUUGUAAAUAAAGCACUGGUUUUAGACUGUU
Molecule: messenger RNA, 3709 nt
Organism: Lagopus leucura (white-tailed ptarmigan)
Lineage: Eukaryota; Metazoa; Chordata; Aves; Galliformes; Phasianidae
Gene: BET1L
Product: Bet1 golgi vesicular membrane trafficking protein like
Exons: 4
Coding region: 61-396 (111 amino acids)
Biological process (GO): retrograde transport, endosome to Golgi; regulation of retrograde vesicle-mediated transport, Golgi to ER
Cellular component (GO): SNARE complex; Golgi trans cisterna
Molecular function (GO): SNAP receptor activity
Source: RefSeq, a predicted model, not a curated record